UGACAAGUGACAACGUAGCAAUGUUUCUUUCCUGAACGCCUGUCUGAAUUCUUGCGGUUGUCGGUUUGUCCUCUAUCUGUUUGUGUAUGUUAUCUGAGUCCAGAAAGGGAGGACGUUUCUUUCAGGGCCAUAAACCGCUCCAGUGACCAGCGUUUGGUCUCGAGAAGCGACGUGUACAGGAAGUGCGCUAUGAGCUGCACAUAAACAGUCCGCUCACGGUGCUUCAACUACAUUUGGCCAUUGGCUUCUAAACAUUCAUCUGAAAUUUCAUCUUUGGAAAGGACCUUUCAAGCAGACGAGUAGCGUUUCAACAGCUGUUUAUGACAUUUAUCAGAAAAACCAUGUUUAACCGGAGAAGAUCCCAGCUUAUCCGCCUGUGCGCCUCAACUUUGGCAGUAUUUGUGAUGCUGGCUUUGAAUGUUCAGGCCAGGCCAGCUAAUAUGUCAGCAUUAAAAGACAAACACCCCAGCAGUAAGGAGGACAACGAGAUCCUUCCACCCGACCAUCUGAACGGCGUGAAGAUGGAGAUGGACGGUCACCUCAAUAAAGACUUUCAUCAGGAGGUGUUUCUGGGGAAGGAGAUGGAGGAGUUCGAGGAGGACUCAGAGCCCAGGAGGAACAGGAAGAAACUCAUUGAAAUCUUCACCAAGGUGGAUAUUAAUAAAGACAGGAGCGUCAGUGCUAAAGAAAUGCAGCGCUGGAUCAUGGAGAAGACAGAAGAACAUUUUCAGGAAGCUGUUAGAGAAAACAAGCUCAGUUUUCGUGCCGUGGACCCUGAUCAGGAUGGACAUGUAACUUGGGAUGAAUACCGUGUGAAGUUUUUAGCCAGCAAAGGGUUCAAUGAAAAAGAAGUGGCUGAGAAGAUCAAAAACAAUGAAGAACUGAAAGUGGAUGAAGAAACUCAGGAGGUUUUGGAGAGCUUGAAGGAUCGCUGGUUCCAGGCAGAUAACCCUCCAGCUGACCAGCUGCUGAAUGAAGAGGAGUUCCUCUCGUUCCUGCACCCAGAGCACAGCAAAGGCAUGCUCAGAUACAUGGUCAAAGAGAUUGUCCGAGAUCUUGAUCAAGAUGGAGAUGGAAAGUUGACUCUUGCCGAAUUUAUCUCUCUCCCUAUGGGAACUGUGGAGAAUCAGCAGGCCCAAGACAUCGAUGACGACUGGGUUCGUGAAAGGAAGAAGGAGUUUGAAGAAGUCAUUGACGCUAACCAUGAUACGAUAGUAACCAUGGAAGAGUUGGAGGAAUACAUGGACCCUAUGAAUGAGUACAAUGCCCUGAAUGAAGCCAAGCAGAUGAUUGCUGUGGCAGACGAGAACCAAAACCACAACCUGGAACUAGAGGAGAUCCUUAAAUACAGCGAGUACUUCACCGGCAGCAAACUCAUGGACUAUGCCCGUAACGUACAUGAGGAGUUCUAAGACGGUCUCCUCAAGUCUUAAUGAAUAAGAAUAGCAUGUAUAUAUCCCUAGAGUGUCGCAAGGAUGAUGUUGGUCCUUGCUUGCUUCCCAGAUUGGGAUCAACAAGUGCUUUUGGACGUGUUUGUAACUGUACAUACCUGCAAGCUACAAAACCUUCUCUAAUUUUGCAAUGUGCAGGUAUGACGCAUUACAUGGACUCUGCCUUCAUAAUGUCAUAGAUGUGAUUUCCACGAGCCCUAUAAAUUCCUAUAUAAUUCAUGUUAGACACCGUCACUUUCAUGAAGUUUUUGAGUGUUGAUAAUUACGUGAAAUGUCUGUAUAUGAGGAAUUGGUGAGGGGAAAGAGUUUUUUCAAUUUCCAUUGAUUUAAAAAAAAAAAAAAAAUAGAUUAAUGUAAAUAAUGUAGUUAAUUGGAGUGCCAUAAUAUAUAAACAUAUUCCCAUUUUGGGUGGGUUUGCUUUUGACAGGGUUUGAGCUUCCUGAGCUAUAAUGUGUUAUUUCCAAAGAUGACAAGCCAGCAAAAUGAGUUGGGUGGUAAUUUUGUUAAAACUGUAAUAGCACUUCUAUUUGAAAUCCAUAAAUGCAAAGCAGUUUAAAAGUCUAAUAAAGAAAUCAUAUUAAUUGAAAGUGUAUAGGAUAAUGAAUCUGUCAAUAUAAAGGCUUAUUUACAUUUUUAAGAACCCCAUUAUUCACAGGUGUUGAAGUCAUAAUUGUAUAUAGCCUGAAUAUUAUUUUAUUACUUUUAAGAAUUUAAUUUACCCUAUUACCUCAGCAAUCUCGUUCAGUUAAAUAUAGUCAGUAUAAUAGAGCAGCUUAUUCCCUGUUGACAUUGAUGUUACUCCAUUGACACCUGUUUGAGAGUUUGUUAAAAGUAAUUCAAAGUUAUUUAAGUUGAACAUAAAAUACAUGCUUUCAGGGAAAUUUGAUUAUUAGGAACUAUAAUUUACCCUUUUUAAAUUAUGAAAAUGGAAGGACCAUGUAUUUUCUGGAUUUGAGAAUAAAGUUUUAUUAAAAUACACAUUUGCCUUAAAAUAAAUAGGUUAAUGUGUCCUAUCUGUGUAUAAAUUUGAGCUCUAGUUUUUAUUUUAUGUUAUCAACACCCAUUUAUGUGUUUUUCUGGAUGUUAAAAUACAGCUGCUAAUGUGUUAAUAAUCAUCUUUGUACACAACAAUGACUGGUCAUAUAUUACAUUCAUUGUGUGGAAGUUCAAUUGACUUGCUUAAAGUAAAAAGUAUGUUGUGAAGCUUUUAAAUGCAUUGUGUUGCAUUAUAUUGAAAUAAUAUAUUUUCAUAAUGUUAAUCUGUAUUUAUGCUAUACAGUACUCAUAAUCAAUGCAUGAAAUUACAUUACCUUUAAAAUUACUUAAAGGUUAUGCUGUGAAAUGUAAACACUGGUAAUACUUAAAUAGGUAACAGGCUGAAUUUUUUAUUAUAAAAAAUAAAUGAAAGCUACUCUAA
This is a messenger RNA of Megalobrama amblycephala (Wuchang bream), 2868 nucleotides long. RefSeq names its product stromal cell derived factor 4 (gene sdf4). The record is from RefSeq and is a predicted model, not a curated record. The coding region runs from base 321 to 1412 and encodes 363 amino acids. Gene Ontology annotation, cellular component: endoplasmic reticulum. Gene Ontology annotation, molecular function: calcium ion binding. Lineage: Eukaryota; Metazoa; Chordata; Actinopteri; Cypriniformes; Xenocyprididae. Gene Ontology annotation, biological process: calcium-ion regulated exocytosis. The transcript has 7 exons.